UUCUGAGGAAGCCUGUUUUUUGCAACUGUGAGUGUAUAAAAGGUGAAGCUCAUGGCACUCCAGAGUCAGACAGCAAAACUCACAGAGAGGAGAAGUCCUUCAGUCUGGAGAGGAGAGACCAGUUUCACUCAUUUUUAUCAUCUGAGACAAACAUGACGUCUGCUGUCCAGCUCAUCGUUCUUCUGGCCUGCAUCUUCCUCUGCACCUCAGCAGGACCUAUCAUGAGAUGCCGAUGCAUAAAGACGGUCACAGCAGUAAGAUGUGAAUUCAUCAAAGAAGUGAAGGUGCUUGAACCCAAUCAGGCCUGCAAGAACCGCGAAGUGAUAGUCGUCCGGAACGAUAAUAAAGAGAUCUGUCUCGACCUGAAGUCAAGUUUCACCCAAAACCUGCUAAAAAAAGAAAUGAGCAAGAAGAAAGUGUCAACAACAACAACAAGAACAACAACAAGAACAACAACAACUGCAGCUGCAACACAAUCAGCAGCAACAGCAACGUCGUCUGUCUGAAAUCAGUGUCGUUAAAGAUUAGAGGAUCUCUUUUAGGACUGAAUUCCCGGUUAAUCUGCAAAAUGUGACUUUCACAAAAAUCUGUGGAUUUUUACUUUGUUUGAUAUGCACAUUUAGUUUUGAAGGAUGUAAAUACAUAAAUAUUUACAAAUUUGCUUAACUUAA
This is a messenger RNA of Poeciliopsis prolifica (blackstripe livebearer), 671 nucleotides long. Its product is annotated as interleukin-8-like. The coding region runs from base 153 to 506 and encodes 117 amino acids. Gene Ontology annotation, biological process: antimicrobial humoral immune response mediated by antimicrobial peptide; chemokine-mediated signaling pathway; cellular response to lipopolysaccharide. Gene Ontology annotation, cellular component: extracellular region. The transcript has 4 exons. The record is from RefSeq and is a predicted model, not a curated record. Lineage: Eukaryota; Metazoa; Chordata; Actinopteri; Cyprinodontiformes; Poeciliidae. Gene Ontology annotation, molecular function: CXCR chemokine receptor binding; chemokine activity.